AUGAACUCGUCGGGCAGUCGCCCCUCUAGAUUGGGCAGGAACCCCUUCGUUCAUAAACUAAGAUUCAGCACGACAGACAAAAUAAAGAUUGGACUGAUGUCUGUAACGGUGUUUCCAGUGCGACUACUCUUGGUAUCCUUUCUCAUGCUGCUUGCUUGGCCCUUCGCUUUCGCAGCCUCGCUGGGGCGCAGCGAGUAUGUUCUUGAGCCACGGUCAUGGUGGAGAAGUUUUAUACACGUUUCCCUAUUUGUCAUCAUGCGAGUGAUGUGGUUUUGUGGAGGUUUCCAUUGGAUUAAGGUGAAGGGGGAACGGGCUGCGCCAUCUGAGGCCCCUAUCAUCAUCGUUGCACCACACUCCUCAUAUUUUGAUGCCAUCCCAGUCACCUGCACCAUGUGUUCCAUUGUUGCCAAACUAGAGAGUGGCAGUAUUCCCGUCUGGGGCACCUUGAUCAAGUACAUCAGACCAGUGUUUGUAUUCCGCUCGGACCAGGAGUCCCGGAAGCAAACCAUUGAGGAGAUCAAGAGGAGAGCGGGUUCUGGAGGGAAGUGGCCUCAGAUCAUGAUAUUUCCAGAGGGGACGUGCACCAACAGAUCGAGUCUUAUUUUAUUCAAGGCUGGUGCUUUCAUCCCAGGCUUCCCAGUACAACCAGUGGUUCUGCGAUACCAAAACAGACUGGAUACAAUUUCAUGGACGUGGCGAGGGCCUGGAGCAUUCAAGCUCCUUUGGCUCACGUUGUGUCAACCCCACAAUGCCAUUGAGAUAGAGUACUUGCCAGUAUAUACUCCAUCUGACGAGGAGAAGAAAAACCCAAAUCUUUUUGCCAGCAAUGUCAGAAAAAUCAUGGCCAAAGCCCUGGAGGUGCCGAUCACAGAUCUGUCAUUUGAGGAUCGUGAGAUCAGUUUUUCUCAGGGACCCCUGUGCAUCCACAAUCCUAGUAGCCUACUGGAAUUCAAUCAGCUUGUCCGACGUUUAAGGCUGAAUAGCACAGACAGCCUGCUGAAGGAGCAAGCCUGCAGAGCCAGGAAGUUGCAAAGACAUCAGCUGAGUGUAGAAGACUUUGCAUGUUUUUUUCACCUGCCUGUCACAGAUGUACUUCAACAGGUUUUCAACCUCUUUGCUAAGGAUGAAGAGGGACACAUAGACAUCAGACACUUUCUCAUUGCCUUGUCUACCAUUCACCGACCAUCAAGGUCAAUGGAGACCCUCAAGCUGGCCUUCGGGCUGUAUGAGAACGAGGACAGCGGCGAGGUCCAUGAAGACGAGCUGGCCUCCACACUUGAAAUAAUGUUGGGGGUGAAAGAAAUGGAAUUGUCAGUGUUGCUUAUGGAGCUCGAUAGAAUAGACACUGAAAAAAUUACAUAUGACGAACUUUAUCAUUUCAUAGAGCAGCAUCCACGCUUUGUCCAGGACUACCUCGACUUCAAAGACCACCCUCGCAAAUUUUGUAUACGUCGACCUAAAACCUCCAAUGGCCAGAACCACGACAAAGACCACUGA
Nerophis lumbriciformis (worm pipefish) is the source of this 1497-nucleotide messenger RNA. The record is from RefSeq and is a predicted model, not a curated record. NCBI's taxonomy places the organism in Eukaryota, Metazoa, Chordata, Actinopteri, Syngnathiformes, Syngnathidae.